Messenger RNA from Rhagoletis pomonella (apple maggot), 967 nucleotides. Its product is annotated as UPF0587 protein GA18326. NCBI's taxonomy places the organism in Eukaryota, Metazoa, Arthropoda, Insecta, Diptera, Tephritidae. The transcript is spliced from 2 exons. The record is from RefSeq and is a predicted model, not a curated record. Gene Ontology annotation, molecular function: zinc ion binding. Bases 281 to 778 code for a protein of 165 amino acids.
UAAUUAAAUUUAAAGAAUUUGCAUGCUGCGUCAAUCAGCAAGAGGCUAUGAAUUGAUUCGAGGUUAGUCAAUUAGGUAAUUCUUUUAAGCGUUCCGGUUUUUGCAAGAGGGUAUCAACCACGGCAGCACACUUGGCAAUACCGUAAAUGGACAAGCGGCAACUGACGGCUAGCAAACAGCUGUUGAACGUAUCAAAUUCUAAAAAAAUUUCAAUAAAAGUCAAAGUUGCAAAACUGGUGUUUGUUUUUAUUAUUACUUAGAAACAUAAUAAAACUUCAAUAUGGUGCGUGUAGGCCUGCAAAUCUCAGCAACUUUAGAGAAUAUAGAAAGUCUGGAAACCAAUCAUCCGGAUUAUCCAUUUUUCGUGAAAGUGAAAUGUACAAAUUGCGGCGAAACAUCCGAUAAAUGGCACGAUAUAACCGAAUCGGAGCGUUCGCAAGGGGGUGCAGAUACACGUAAUCCUGAAGGCUUUAAUUUCUAUAUGAAAUGCAAAAUGUGCAGUCGGGAGAAUAGCAUUGACAUAGUGGAGAAGACAAAUGCACCUUACACUCGGGAAGAUGCAGACAAAUUCAAAACUAUUGUUGUCUUCGAUUGUCGCGGUGUUGAGCCGGUCGAGUUUUCACCACGUGCUGGUUGGAUAGUAAAAUCUGCAGAAAAUGGGCAAACAUUCGAGGAUGUUGAUCUGUCGGAAGAUGAUUGGGUUGAAUAUGAUCAGAAGAAUAGGCAGUCGAUUGGUGUGUACGAAUUCGCGUCGCAGUUUAUAAAAUUGAAGAAAUAGAGCGCGCCGGCACACGAGAAGCUGGGAACUCGUUUUAAUCUUAGAAGCUGCCAAGAAAAUUUAAUUUUUAUAAAAUGCAUAGAUAUUAUUUAUUCUAUACUUUUUAAUCUGAUGCAUUUGUUGAAGUAAACUUUUUUAUCUGAAAUUAAAUAAAAAUCCAAAUGAAUUUAUAGUCUUACAAAAUUUAAA